AGUUAGACAUUUCCAUUUUAUCUUGCAUCUAUUUCGUCGUUUACGUCACCGUAAGAUAAAAUCAAAAUGAGACCAACAAGAAUCAUGACAGCGUUUGCCAUGUUUAUCAUGGCCACUCUCGUGGGACUUAUGUGUGUUAGUGAUAUGUAUUGCAAAAGUGUGAAUGAAGGAGAGGCAAUCUCCCAGGCAAUUAUUAAAAAAUAUUACAAAAUUUACGGAGCAAGGAUAAAAGUCAGACAGAUACCUAUAUUGGGGUAUUUUGUUUCUGCUCCUCCUCCACUUGUUAACUAGGAGCCAAAAAGCUCCUGGACCUUCCCAGCCACCAUCAACAUCUUUCUGGGAAGACAAAACAAAGCACUACAACUCAAACUGGAGGAGCUGGAAAAAACUGAGGACAAUUUCUUUUUUUCUCAUUUAUCUAAUAUGUAUAUAGGUGGUGAAGGGACCUCCCAUGGCGAUCAUGGCUCUACUAUUGAAGGCGUUGUUACCCUCACACUCAUUCUUGUAUUAGGAAGCAUUUUGUUCCUUUAAUAUGAAAUAUGGGAGGUGGAGGCAAGUGAGUCCAACGUCCUCUGUGAUGCACUCAUUGUGAAUCAAGAUUCUCAAGAGGAGAGUUCCUUACCACCCUCCAUGGUAAUCCCUUCCACCCAGGAAAUCCCCUCCACCAAGGAAAUCCCCACAACCCAGGUAAUCUCCACCACCCAAGAAAUCCCAACCGCCAAGGAAAUUCCCACCAGCCAGGAAAUCCCCACAACCCAGAAAAUACCCACCACUCAGGAAAUCCCAACCACCCAGGAAAUCCCCUCCACCAAGGAAAUCCCCACAACCCAGGAAAUCCCCACAACCCAGAAAAUCCCCAACACCCAGAAAAUCUUCAAGGGAACAAGUGAUGACUCAAGGAUCAAAGACGCAAUAGAAAACUUCGUAAAUAUCUUCAUUGAGGAAAACGGCUACUUUAUCCAGGAGGAUUUGGCAGCCCUUCCCCUAAGUGGUAAGUAUAUGGAAUUUCUGUUCACUGUUGUUUUCGGUCGUGCUGGAUAUAAUCCUUACGAACACCACCAACUCUGUACACUGAUGACCUUAGUGGAAGGUACCCACGGACGAUACAAAAGUGAAAAUCUACGCUCUAGUACUCACUUUUCAAUGACACUCAACAGACAUGUCCUCGUGUCUUUAGAAAAGGUCAAUUGCUUAAAGAAAACCUCUUUUUUCCUAACAAAUUUAUUGUUGUUUUUGGUGAGAAUUACAUAUGCAAAGCAGCUAAGUCUUCAGUUCAUGCUUGAACCUUUGUCAGGGCUGCUGAGCACGGAUGAAGAGAUAUGUACUCCGUCCAUUGUGGCAUGUCUAAGGUACAUCCAUAUAUUUGCAAGAGAUCAACGAGGCACUUACGCAAAGAGGACGCAAUAGAGCUACGGCAUUUUGAGUCCUAUUUAAAACAACAAGGAGAAAAGAGUUCCAGUGACCAGGUUCGAUCUUUAAUAAAUAUGUACUUCCGAGACGGAAAGUGUUCGCAGAGCAUCACUUGUAACCCAGAAGGAAAAUAUUAUGGAGGAGAGACAAGGCGUGGUCUCCCAAGAAGCCAGGCCAGGGGUGGUCUCCCAGGAAGGCAGACCAGGGGUGGUCUCCAGGAAGGCAAA
This is a messenger RNA of Cherax quadricarinatus, 1637 nucleotides long. Lineage: Eukaryota; Metazoa; Arthropoda; Malacostraca; Decapoda; Parastacidae. The record is from RefSeq and is a predicted model, not a curated record.